Messenger RNA from Lasiodiplodia theobromae, 1332 nucleotides. RefSeq names its product Ribonuclease H2 subunit B. Bases 1 to 1332 code for a protein of 443 amino acids. Gene Ontology annotation, cellular component: nucleoplasm; ribonuclease H2 complex. NCBI's taxonomy places the organism in Eukaryota, Fungi, Ascomycota, Dothideomycetes, Botryosphaeriales, Botryosphaeriaceae. The record is from RefSeq and is a predicted model, not a curated record. Gene Ontology annotation, biological process: ribonucleotide metabolic process; RNA catabolic process. The transcript has a single exon.
AUGAAAACGCGAUCAAAAAAGCAACCUACCAAGGACGCCGGGACCGAAAAGACGGCAUCAGCAACCGGUCCUGCGCCGCCCCCCACCGACCCCAAUCCUCCUAAGCUUUUCGUCCUUCCGAAAGAUACCUCCUCGCAAGCGCGCAUAGUUACACUCCCCAAUCCUGCUUCGUCGACGGCAAAUCGUUACUUCUGCUGCCCAAACAAGGGAUUCUACGAGUUUACCCGCGUCGCUGCGCCGAAGAGCACACCGAGAAGCUGGCUUCUUGCGCCCCAAAGGAACGGAGCAUCUGAAGAGAAGAAUGAGGCGGAUAAUAUGGAGGUCGAGGAGACGGCAAAUUCGCUGCGCAAUGGUUACACGCUGAAGAGCCAGGAUAUUUUUGUGGCUACACCGGUCGACGCCCUAUUCCUCGUAUUACCGGCGCUUUCUCCUUCCUCGAAGGAGAAUGAGAAGCAAUUGUUCCUCUCUGUGGAUGAUCAUAUCGAUUCUCUGGGAAGCUCAUCCGUUCAGCUGAGAAAACUUCUAUCAAAUGAAGCUUUGCGGGCAAGGGUAGAGCAGAGAAUGGCAGCCGCAUGCGACACAGUCGACGCAGGCGAUGAGAAGAUGUUCCGACUGUCCAUCGAGAAACUGGGAAAGGAGCUGCUGGCCAAAGCCGAACGCCUUGUCGCGAAAGGGCUUCCUGCUUCAAUGGAAGAAAAAUUCGUCCGCAAGGCCCUGGAACGGCCCGUCAUGAGCAUAAAGCGCGAGGAAACUACCGUAAGCCUCACAUCGGAAGGCGCCGAAGCUACAGCAACAGAAAUUGUUGAGAGCGGAGCCACAACCGGAAGUACAACAGAUGUGGAGAUGACAAUGGAUUCUCAGAAGUCGGAAGAUCAUGCAACCACAGCCGCUACUACCGAUUCACAGACGACCUGUGCAAAACAGGAACCAAUUGAUGCUCCCGAGGGCAUACCACAUCUCCUGCGCUUGCGCACUGCGAUUGACUUCAUGUCAUCUUCGUAUCUGCCGCCUAGCGUUCGCGCGCUCCUUCAAUCGACUUGGUCCUCAAACAGCAUAGUGGAUUUUAGCCCGCUAGAUAAGCAUCUGCAGGAUCUUGCCGCACUCAGGUCCGAAGCCCAGGCAUUACGCUCUUUAUCCGACAACAUUACCCGCAAGCGCGGCAUGGAAGACGAGGAAGCCGCUGCGAUUCGCGCAGAGAAGAAGCGUAAGAGGGACGAAGAAGAGGCAAAGAAGAAGAACCAAAGCCGCGGUGUGAAGCAAUUGGCGAAGGCAGACACAUCGGGGAUGAAGAAACUCAGUUCGUUCUUCACCAAAGUUCCAGUCAAGAAAUGA